Messenger RNA from Nelumbo nucifera (sacred lotus), 1289 nucleotides. RefSeq names its product EPIDERMAL PATTERNING FACTOR-like protein 6. Gene Ontology annotation, biological process: guard cell differentiation; stomatal complex development. The record is from RefSeq and is a predicted model, not a curated record. NCBI's taxonomy places the organism in Eukaryota, Viridiplantae, Streptophyta, Magnoliopsida, Proteales, Nelumbonaceae.
CGGUACAAGUUUAGAUAUACUUGUGAGUUGUGAGCAGAGAGAGUGAGAGAGGGGUUAGCCUUUGCUCAACGAAAAGACAACAGAGUGUAUGAAGUGAGAAAAGAGAGGAAGAGGGACAGACUACAGAGAAAACCGAUUAAUCAUAUGGUGUUCGAGUGAGUUGUCAAAAGAGAAGAUUUGGGUGAUUUUAAACUCGUCGACAAGAAAGAAGGAUAACUUGUUUGUAAAGCAAAAUCUUGCUGGGGAACUGAAAGAAAAACUGUUAGAAAAUGAAUCAAUAAAUAGAUGUUUUCCUGAUUGCUUUCUGAGCUAGGAACUUGUUUUAUAGUAGACCCUUCGACUUUCUAACAUACCCAUCAUCAGCUAUCAUAUUUCGCUGUUGAACUGUGAGUUAUUCAAAUCUCUCUCUCUCUCUCUCUCUCUGAGAGACACAGUAUCAAUUUAUCAUCCUCAACAUCAUCAUGGGGGUUUCUAAGGAGCAAAAGAGAAGAAUCUGGUCUGUUGUAAUAGCGACUCUGCAGAUAGUGAGUUGGGUUUCUGCAACCGGCAGGCCUUUUGCAACAUAUGAUGGUGCUCGUCGCCCAGGCCAAAGUCCAGCAUCUUUACAAGCUACGUUGCACAAACAACAGGAAUUCAAAAGCACGGAGGGAAGGUUGAUGAAUGAAGUAGCUUAUAAAGGGUUGAGCACAAUGGGGUCCAGGCCACCAAGCUGUGUGGGAAAGUGUGGUGGAUGCUCUCCAUGUCAAGCCAUACAAACACCCACAACCACCGAUCGUGUUGGUGCCCAGUAUGCCAAUUAUGAGCCAGAGGGCUGGAAAUGCAAGUGUGGGACAUCUUUCUUCAACCCAUAAUGCUUCACUCAUAGAGCUACCCAUCUUUCUUUUUCUGUUUCUUUAUAUCAUCUCAUCUCCCUGUACAAAUUACAGACCCAUAUUGAUUUCCAGCUUAAAAACAAUGCUUAGGGGUUCGGGCUUUUGCUGGAGGCCUGGUAGGAUUACCUUUUUUUUUUUUUUGGUAAAAUGAUUAGAGUGCUCUAGCCACUAGUUCUUUUGUUUUAUGUGAGAGAAGAUAGACUAUACGAGUUCUUUUUCUCUGUAUUCGAGGUGGCGGGAUCUGCYCCUCACAAAUGGGCGCCUCACACGCACGUCCACCGUGCACUUGGAACAUCUUCCGCGAAUACCAAUGCAUGGUAGGAUGUGCAUGUGAGACGCCAGGUGUGAGGAGGAGAUCCGGUCUCGUAUUCAAGUGCCAUAGACCAUAAAUAAAAGUGUGAAGUAUCAUUUACGGAA